Messenger RNA from Topomyia yanbarensis, 1790 nucleotides. It is a transcript of the gene unpg, whose product is annotated as homeobox protein unplugged. The record is from RefSeq and is a predicted model, not a curated record. Bases 81 to 1445 code for a protein of 454 amino acids. Gene Ontology annotation, cellular component: nucleus. Gene Ontology annotation, molecular function: RNA polymerase II transcription regulatory region sequence-specific DNA binding; DNA-binding transcription factor activity, RNA polymerase II-specific. Gene Ontology annotation, biological process: regulation of nervous system development; regulation of transcription by RNA polymerase II. NCBI's taxonomy places the organism in Eukaryota, Metazoa, Arthropoda, Insecta, Diptera, Culicidae. The transcript has 3 exons.
CGGUUCGGUAAAGUCACGUUUUUUGCGCCGCGUGUCGCGUAGUAGUUUUCCUAUCCUAUGAAGAACGGUUGCAAGCGACAAUGGAGAUGGAUAAAGCGACGGAUUUGAUCCAACCGGAAGAACGUUUGAAGCUGACCCGGAUAGCCAGUUCGUCGUUUUCGAUUGAGAACCUUAUUGCAACGACGGAAAGUAAGCAGAAAAAUCAUUCCCCGCCUUCGCUGGAACGAUCACGACUGCCGAUUGCUGGUGAAGCUGGACCGUAUCUCGUGGGCGGUUAUAACGCUGCAAUGUUGUCCUUUAGCAAUUUUCCACUGUACAACCCUUGGGUGGGAUAUCUGUCGCAAACGGCCAACGAAAAGCUGUCGCAACUAUUUUCCGGUGUUACAAGUGGUGAUAAACGUGUGCAUAAAUCAAUAUCAAGUGAACCCGCUGCCGAUGGGGCUGGUCCCAGUCCUGUCAGUCGGAACGAAGAUACUGGCCAAAGUGGUGAUAAAUCGUCAAUCAAUGUGAAUCUCUCGAAGUCGUACCCUGGUUUAAUCUACGGAUCACCCAGUCUUGAAGUGGCAGCGCAAUAUUUUGCAAACACUCGAAAAUCGUUCUAUCCGCCGGCGGAAUUUGUCGAUAGAGGUGUCAUUGACGAAAACACUGGUCAUAACCAGAGUAGUUUGAGUGUAGAUGGUGACGGUGGAGGACGAAGAAUAUUUCUAAGGAAUUUUAGUAGUGACCUGGCGGCGGCCAAUCGGAAUAAUUUGGACGUGCUUGACUCUGAUUCUCGGCAGUCAUAUUUGAAUAUAGAUCGGGACGAUGAUGACCAGCACCUAGGUGACGGAGCAUUGGACAGCAACGACGAAGGGUCAUACAGUGACGAUAUCAGUUUAUCACUGUCACCAACUGGCUGCGGGAAGAAUGCUGAUUUAGACGAAUCUGACUCGGAGCCCUGUUCGGACGACGAGAGAGGAUCGGGCCACUCAAAAUCCGCCGGCGGCAGUGGUACCGGGACCGGUGACAGUUGCUCAAAAUCGCGUCGGAGACGAACUGCCUUUACCUCGGAACAGCUGCUGGAGCUGGAACGGGAAUUUCAUGCCAAAAAAUACCUUAGCCUUACGGAGCGAAGUCAGAUCGCCACUAGUUUAAAGUUGAGUGAAGUGCAGGUGAAAAUCUGGUUCCAGAACCGACGGGCCAAAUGGAAACGGGUGAAGGCGGGUCUCAACUCGCACGGAUUAGCUAACCGGGGGACUGGCGGUACCGCGACCAGCUCAAAAAUAGUAGUUCCUAUUCCGGUGCACGUGAAUCGAUUUGCGAUUCGAUCUCAGCACCAACAAAUGGAGAAGAUGAACCUAGUCGGACCGAAAGCAGAACUGCGGAAAGACCUGGGUAUGGAGGCUAGCAGUUUCGAGCGAUUCGGCCUGAACAAACUGGGACCGAAACCGACCGGAGGUUUUUGAGAUUAGGGGAAAUCAGUGGAGUGUGUCCGGGUGUGAGUGUUGUUGCGACUGCGGCGAUUAGGGUACAUUAAUUUUAUAGUUUUUCAAAACAACGGGAGCUAUUUUCUCAUUGUAGAUGGUAAUCAACUGCGGAAUGUAAAUUAAGGCCAAUUAGUAUAAGCGAGAGGGGAUUUAAUAUCAAAUCAUUGUAAAGUAUUCGAAUAUGUAGUCAGGGAAAUGAGGGAGGCGUACUUCAAAUUGAGUUGUAUUCGUAUUUAUAAAUCAAAGCGCAAUUACGCACUUGUGUACAUGUAUAAUUGAAAUUUUUAGAGAGCGGUAACAGGUAACGAGGAUAACACUGUAAUA